ACUGCCGCUAGCUCGAUUGUGGACACAAAAAACUGCGAAAUCAAGGAGAGGGACAGCGCCCAGAAUAACUGUAAACCUCUGCUAACUGCGUGGAGCAUCGCGUUGGGAAUGAGACUCCGGUCAUACCCUCCGGCUGGUCGGACAUUAAAACAGAGGACAUGUCCUUCGGGUUGUUAAAGCCACAGCGCUACACUCAACUCUCCAGGCAUGCUACAGUGGUGACAGUCUCUCUCUACUCAGCAGCACUGUUUGAUCCAAGAGAAACGUGCCUUGUAAGGAAGCAGGAUGUUCACAGGCUCCACCAAACUGCCACCCACUAAAAUCCCCCAGCCCGAGCGGCUGGAUGAAGUGUACGCUGCCUUACGCAGAGGCUUACAGUCGUACCUGCAGGUCCACCAGCUGGAGCUGGACAGUCUGGGUCAGCAGAUCAGAGAAAACAAGAGGAACGAUCGUUUGGGGUCCUUGUAUGAGUUAGAUAAGCAAGUGAAAGCCAUAGAGCGGUUUAUGCGUCGCUUGGAGUUCCACCUCAGCAAGGUUGAAGAGCUGUAUGAUGCUUAUUGUAUACAACGACGACUGCGCGACGGAGCGAGUAAGAUGGUGGCGGCCUUUAACUCCGCCACUGGCAGCAAGGAGGCCAGAGAGAGCCUGAGUGAAGCCAACAAGGGCUACAGGGAAUGUACAGAGCACAUGUGCUCACUUGAGAGUGAACUAGAAAGCCAUAUGGGAGAAUUUCAUGUAAAAAUGAAGGGCCUUGCUGGCUUUGCACGGUUGUGUGCUGGUGACCAGUAUGAGGUCCUAAUGCGUUAUGGGCGGCAACGCUGGAGGCUACGAGGCCGCGUGGAAGUCAGCAACAAGCAGAUAUGGGACAGUGAAGAGUACAUCUUCCUGCCUCUCGUCACAGAGCUGCUUUCAAUCAAGGUGACGGAGCUGAAGAGCUUGGCCAAUCACGUGGUGGUCGGCAGUGUGUCCUGUGAAAUGCUCGACCUGUUCUGCCCACUUCCCCAGACGCUCGCCGUGGACAUCAACGACCUCGGGACGGUGAAGCUGAACUUGGAGGUCACCUGGAGUCCGUUUGAUAAGGAUGACCAGACAUCAUCCUCCAGUACAGUUUCCAAACGACUGCUGUCCAAUCAGAGCCCUCCGGACACGCCCUCUAUGCGGGAGCAGGUGUUUUAUUCUUUGCUGAAGCGACAUGGAGAAAUGGAGAACGGGACGGUCUGGUCCAACUCCUCUGAAUCCUCUGAUGACUCCUCGAGUCCGGCCUUGGCUCACCACGCUCAGAGGCUGACGGCCUCCAACAUGCUGCAAACCACUCUCACCACUCAGCUGUCGCUCACGCCGCACAAGUCCAGCGCAUCGACGCCGUCGCUCUCCUCCAACCAAGAGGAGGAUGAGACAGAAGCCGGGGAGGUUUUCUCUCAGGCAGAUGCGGUGCCCAACGGCCAUCUGCAGACUUCCUGCUCUCAUAGCCUCAUUGGCGAGAGUAGCCCAGACUGUACUGUGACUGAUAGAGCGUCUGUCCAAUCAGCUGACCUCUCUGAAACCUCAGCAGACCUGAGCUGCUCAUGCCCUGAUGUUUCGUCUGUACGUCCUUUGUCACUGACGGAGAGACCCGAUUCGUCUGAAAUUGGCGUCCCACAAGUGAGUAUUUCAGCGAAGGGGAUAAAAGAUGACGCGUCUGAGGACUCGUCAGUACAAGCUGCACAGACUGAAGCAGAAGCAGAGGACAGCACCACUGAAGCAGGAGAGGGACACCAGGUAGAAGCGUCAGAGCCUCAUCAGUCCGUCCAGGAGUCCAAACAACCAGAGGACGCUCCGACGGUUCCUUUUCCUACUUCUUCUAGUUUCACUCAGGAAGUCGAGACGGCCCUCGAAAGUUUCGACUUUCUCAACUGCUCUGACCUCGAUGAAGACGAGGAGGAAAAGGAGGACGAGCAACAGCAGGAAGAUGAAGGAGAAAAGAACGAGGAUGAUGGGCAACGUGAAAAGAACCAAAACAUAAUGGAGGAGAAGAAAGUGGAGGAAGAAGAAAAGGACGUAGAGAACUUUUACUCUGGAGGAAGCGAUGAGGAGGAGGCAGACGGUCUACAGAUCCUGAUGGAGGCCCCAGAAGGAUUUAGGAACUCUGAUGAAGAUCGUUUCUCCGAAUCACAGGAGUCAAGCGGGGAGGACGUGCAGGAUUUGGGUCGGAUGGAAAUGCCAGAGGAACAGGAGGAGCACAGCAAGGAAAAGGGAGAUGAACAACAGAGAGAGGACACAUCACAUGGUCAGGAGGAGCGUCCCUCUUCUCCCAGCCAUUUGGCCACCACUGUCUUCAAAUGACACAGUGGAACCAUAGCUAAACCAUUUCUCCCACUCUGAUCAUCCCUCUUACUCUGCGGGAUUGGAGGCCUUGAGGAUGUUCCACUUACUGCUCAGACAAACAGGCUCUUCCAUUAUGGCUGAGUUUGUGCACAUAUUUGCCUUGUUCUGACCAAGAACGAUAAACCUCAUGACUGAAACCCCCCCAAAAAAAACCCCUCCAAAGUUCUCAUUCUUUGAACACACACUCAUCACAUUGCCUGGGUUAAAGUGGGAUACCACUUAGUUUACACUUUCAUAAACUGUUCCUGUCAUGUGAGAAUUAAGUGUCCAAAAUGUAAACAUUUCAGGAACAGGUAAAAGCGGCCUUGUUUUUGGCUUUAUUACAGUGCAUUUAUGAAGUAAUCUAAUAAUUCUGGAAAGGGUUUUACAAGUUGAAGUUGGUGGAUUUCUUCAAUCAGAGAGGCAUACAAUUACAUUUCAAGGUUUCAGUAUCAGUAUUCGUGGAUGUGAAAAACUAUCAAGGUUAUAAUUUUCAGUGUUAAAUCAGUGUACUGCCCAGAGCUCUUCCACUGGUAGUGGGAGAGCACAAAACUUCAUGAGCAUGUGAUGUUUGUCUGAAGAUUGUUUUAUCGCCGUGCUGUGGACAUGAAGUCAUUUCUAAAGCAGGAAAUGUAUCCUGAAAACCAACAGGAUCUUUUCAUUUUAGGCAUCAGAGACAGUUAUAUUCAGAGAUACACAUGGAGUGCACAAGUUACAUUCAACCUUCAAAGCAACAUAAGUAAUAUUAAGAAUGAAUAUAAACACUUGAAGGAAAGGAGUCGAACUCAUUUUGGUCCACUUCUUACAAACAUUAAAAACAAUCUGCAGUGUAAAAACUAUAUUUAAACCUGCAUGUGUAGCUGCCUCACACUGUCAGCAUGUCUGUAUAAAAAGCUCAACUGAUCAGUUUUAAGUGUGUAAGCUAGGCUCCUGUGCAAGGAAGCCAUCGGGUCCGUAGCUGUGUACAAAAGCUGCCUCACAGGGGCGCUAUAGUCUUUCAGCAUCAUGCUUUAUGUUGUUCUACAGAAGCCUCGUCAUUCAUUCAGAAAGUGCCUCAAGAGACAAGAGAUGUUUGGUUUUUAAUGCCACGACCAGGACAGAUCAGGCAAAAGAUAACAGUGUUUAUUUUCUGAAUUACUUUAAGAGUGUGCACAAUAAGAUAUAUUUACUGUUUCAUAUAAAGAAUUGUAUAUGUCUUGAAAUGUUAAAAUGUUUAUGUUCAGAAAUGUUUAAACUUUAUAAAGGUUUCUUUAAAA
Morone saxatilis (striped sea-bass) is the source of this 3599-nucleotide messenger RNA. It is a transcript of the gene ripor1, whose product is annotated as RHO family interacting cell polarization regulator 1. The transcript has 17 exons. The coding region runs from base 286 to 2322 and encodes 678 amino acids. The record is from RefSeq and is a predicted model, not a curated record. Lineage: Eukaryota; Metazoa; Chordata; Actinopteri; Moronidae.